Molecule: messenger RNA, 487 nt
Organism: Anarrhichthys ocellatus (wolf-eel)
Lineage: Eukaryota; Metazoa; Chordata; Actinopteri; Perciformes; Anarhichadidae
Gene: s100a10b
Product: S100 calcium binding protein A10b
Exons: 3
Coding region: 126-422 (98 amino acids)
Cellular component (GO): cytoplasm
Molecular function (GO): calcium ion binding; calcium-dependent protein binding
Source: RefSeq, a predicted model, not a curated record
CAUUUUUGGGCGUUGCCUAGUUAACUAUAAAGUCUUGAAUAAACUUCCAGUGAGCCCCUGCACUCUUCACUGAAUCUCAAACUACAGUUUCUGCCUCUUUGAGACCUGCACCCACAUCUGCAGCCAUGACUGAGUUAGAGAAUUGCUUGGUGUCCCUGAUUACCUUAUUCCACCGUUAUGCCGAUGAAGACGGUGAUGGAAAGACCUUAAGCAAGGAAGGAGUGAACAAACUAAUAGUGACUGAGUUACCCACCUUCCUGAAAACCCAGAAUGACCCGACGGCUGUGGAGAAGAUCAUGAAGGAUUUGGACCAAAACAGAGAUGAUAAGGUGGACUUUCAAGAGUUUCUUUCCCUCGUCGCCGGCCUCUCGAUGGCCUGUGAGAAGUUGUUCAUGCUCCAUAAACUGAAGAGCAAGAAGUGAGAUAGUGAGAUCAUGUUGUAGCACAUGGGUGCCAGAUUUUCAAGUAAAAACUGCCCUUUACAAGA